CGUGCAGUUUCCUAUGAUACUGGCAAAUACGCUAGCAUCGACCACACAGAGCUAUUGCUAUGGUUCUGAUGGCAGCGUUUACGUGGAAAUUGGCCUCGUAUAUAGGCCUACUAUACUUCGUGAGCACUGCGAAUGAGGUCAUUGGCUACAAAAUCAAUGGGGGAGAUUGUGGCAUGGCCGAAAUGUCUCCUACCCCUAGAAUAGUGGGCGGGAAGAACGUCAUAAAGCAGCAACAGCCAUGGGUCGUAAACCUGCAGGUGUAUUUUGUUGAGGACAAGAAGAAGUCGUCAGCUCAUCCCUGUGGUGGAACGCUGAUAACGCGCCGAUUUGUGCUGACGGCAGCCCGGUGUGUUCUCAGGGCCCUCGACAAAGGAAAGGGAUCAUUGGCUAGCAUCGUGGAAGUGUACCACAACGAAACAGAGAGGAGAAAAGGUGGCUUCCGCAGAGCGCGGGAUAUAAUUAUUCAUCCAGGCUUUGAUCCACUUACCAGAUUACACAACAUCGCUUUGCUCAGGCUUUUUAAACCUGUUCCGAAGAGUAACCAUGCACGUCCAAUAUGUCUCAUGGACAAGAAAGAAGAGCUCAUGCGAAAGAAUGCAACUGUGCUUGGAUGGGGCUGGAUAACAGAGUCCUUAUCGCUACGCUACGCCACUGUGAAGAUUGUGCCAUUCACUACUUGCCAGAAAAAGCUUGAGGUUAUCAGAAAACGCAAGGUUUUAGACAGUAGGACUAUGAUCUGCACUUCUGGGGUGAAGAAAGGAGCAUGCAGAGGUGACGGCGGGGGACCCGUGACCAUGAAGAGGAAUGGCAACCGCACCUAUCAAGUCGGCGUCAUAUCUUUCCCGCGAAGCUGCGACGCUUCAAGGGAUAUACCCAGUGCUCACGUGCGCGUGGACUAUUAUUUUGCGUGGAUAAAGAGUGUGGUGGAGUACUACCACAAGUGGCACGUAAUGUCACACGUCUCCGCUCGCGGCGACUUUUUCUAUUAUUAGAGCAGCCGGCUCAGUCUCACUGAAGCUUCUCCAGGCUUUUGUGAAGGGCAAUGACGGGAAGGAAUGGUACCUAAACUUAUCUCGAAGAAUAUUACUGUGGUGCGCAAAAUAAUAAAGUGCUGA
Molecule: messenger RNA, 1115 nt
Organism: Dermacentor silvarum
Lineage: Eukaryota; Metazoa; Arthropoda; Arachnida; Ixodida; Ixodidae
Product: plasma kallikrein
Exons: 8
Coding region: 60-992 (310 amino acids)
Biological process (GO): proteolysis
Molecular function (GO): serine-type endopeptidase activity
Source: RefSeq, a predicted model, not a curated record